Molecule: messenger RNA, 168 nt
Organism: Aspergillus saccharolyticus JOP 1030-1
Lineage: Eukaryota; Fungi; Ascomycota; Eurotiomycetes; Eurotiales; Aspergillaceae
Exons: 2
Coding region: 1-168 (55 amino acids)
Source: RefSeq, a predicted model, not a curated record
AUGCGUCUCAGUCACUACCUCCUCGCAGUCCUAGCCGCAGCAGCAACCACGUCCGUCGCAUCACCUGUCCCGGAUGACUUCGAGGAAAUGGUCUGCUGCCUGGGCGUGGAUGAUGAGAAGGUGGUGAAGAUUGGCGAGUUCUGCAAAGACUGUACGUCUUACCUCUAG